UGGCAGUAGUUUUAAUCUCCAGGACAGGCAGGGAAUAAAUUCAGGGCACCAAGGUCUCUCGGCAUCCAGGGACCUGCUGUCACAAUGGCUGCAGGAAGACUUCGGAUCCUGUGUCUGCUGCUCCUGUCCUUGCACCCAAGCCUUGGCUGGGUCCUUGAUCUUCAAGAGGCUUCUGUGGCAGAUAAGCUCUCAUCUGGGAAGAUGGCAGAGACUGGAGGGACCUGGAUGCCCCAUCAGGGUAACAACCAUGUCCGUCUUCCAAGAGCCUUGGCUGGUUCAUGCCGACUGUGGAGCCUGACCCUACCAGUGGCUGAGCUGGGCCUGGGCUAUGCCUCGGAGGAGAAGGUCAUCUUCCGAUACUGUGCUGGCAGCUGUCCCCAAGAGGCCCGUACCCAGCACAGUCUGGUACUGGCCCGGCUUCGAGGGCGGGGUCGAGCCCAUGGCCGACCCUGCUGCCAGCCCACCAGCUAUGCUGAUGUGACCUUCCUUGAUGAUCAGCACCAUUGGCAGCAUCUGCCUCAGCUCUCAGCUGCAGCUUGUGGCUGUGGUGGCUGA
Messenger RNA from Mus caroli (Ryukyu mouse), 555 nucleotides. It is a transcript of the gene Pspn, whose product is annotated as persephin. The record is from RefSeq and is a predicted model, not a curated record. Gene Ontology annotation, molecular function: glial cell-derived neurotrophic factor receptor binding; receptor tyrosine kinase binding; growth factor activity. NCBI's taxonomy places the organism in Eukaryota, Metazoa, Chordata, Mammalia, Rodentia, Muridae.